Messenger RNA from Hydra vulgaris (swiftwater hydra), 2721 nucleotides. Its product is annotated as neurexin-3b. NCBI's taxonomy places the organism in Eukaryota, Metazoa, Cnidaria, Hydrozoa, Anthoathecata, Hydridae. The record is from RefSeq and is a predicted model, not a curated record.
CUUGCAUUUUUUGUUUGAUGAAUCCUUUUUUCCAAAAUGAGCAAAAAAACCACAACCUGUAAUUAUUAUUUACUUAUAUGGUUAAAACAUAAUAUAGAAUUUAUAUAUUUAUAAUAAAUACUCAAGCGCUUCGUGAACUUAACCAAUCAAAAGUAGAGCGAAAAAGCUUAAGAUGACUUACUGAUUCUAUUAUAAAUGAAAUAAUUCCAUUGGGUAUUAUGGUUUUACUGCGAAGAUUUCUUAAAUAAAAAUCAGCACAAAGGAUCAGCGGUGCACUGGUACAGACAGAGUUUAAUACAAAUAGCAAAUUGGCAAUAUAUUGCUUCGUCAAAAUCUUUAACCGUUUGUUACGCGAAAGAUAAAAGCGAACACAGAUAAAGAAUCUGUAAAUUUCUAAUGUAUAUUGGGUUUAAUGAAGAAUGUUUACGUUAUUUAAUAAAAAUGGAUAUUUAUUGAUUUUAUUUUUUAUAUGGUGCAUUCAAUUUUUCGAUUGUAUAACUUUGUUCGAUAACUCCAAAUCGUACGCCGUAUAUGAUAAAUGGAAUAUAACAACGGUUGGGAAACUGGUGCUGAACUUUAAAACUCAAAGCCAGUACAGCUUAUUGUUAUAUGUGGAUGAUAAAUCAGAAGAUGGUUUAGAAAAUGCAGAAAAUAAUAGCGAAGGAAAUUAUCUAGAAAUUUCACUUAAUAAGGGUCAAGUUGAAGUAAUAAAGCAAACGGUUAAAUUGUCCGGAGAAAUCCAUAAACAAGUUUUAUCAUUAGGAGAAAAUGUGAACAAUCUAGAAUGGCAUACUCUAACUGUAACAAAAUACAUAGGUACAUUGCAAGUGUCAGUUGAUAAUAACGUUGCACUGCUUGAUUUUUCAAGUAAUGACGACAAAUUUCAAAUAAAUUCUUAUCUUUAUAUUGGAGGACUAUCGGAAGAAAAAACAAAAAGUUCAUUUGGUUUUGCCAAACUUAAACCUAGAUUUGUUGGUUGCAUUGAGUCGCUUCAAUACUCGUCAGGCAAUACAUACUUAAAACCAGCUCAAACAUUCUUAAAAAGUGAAAGAAUCGCCCCGAACUGCUUAGAUUCUUGUAGCCUCAAUACAUGCGCUAAUAAAGGAAAAUGCAUAAACUUGUUUACAAGAGCAGCAUGCGAUUGCUUUGGAACAGGGUUUACUGGAGAAAUUUGUAACAACUAUGCUGACACCAUAAGCCAAGAUGACGAUGAUUACCUUAUAUGGAAUGUAAACGACUUAUAUGCGACUGCUGUUUACUUAAGGUUCAGAUAUAAAAUCGCUAACCCCAACGGAAUACUUUUCUACACAAAGCGAAAAGGAAUAUUACUUUUAGUUGAAGUUGUAGAUGGCAAAUUAAGAGUUGCUGGCGGCUCUACUACAACGGUUCCAUCUGAGGUUAUACAUCAACUGGAUGUAAUGGACUCUCAAUGGCACUCAGUAGAUAUCACUAAAAAAGGCAAUGUUGUAACCGUAGUUUUAGAUUCAAUAUAUAAAAGCAACUUCACCAUAAAGGCAACAAGUGUAAUUGAUAGCUUCGAUCAAGAACCAGUAUACUUUGGUGGCGUACCAUUCCCAAAAUACAUAUAUGGUGUGAACUCAAUGAAGAACUUUGUUGGGUGUCUUCAACAAAUUGAAUUCAAUAAGGAUGAUGUCAUAUACAAAGUUCUGCAUACAAUAAAUAAAAACAUUGAAAAAGUUGGCCACGUUCGCAUUGGUUGUUCAUAUAACAAGAGCAAUAUUGUUAUUGCAAAAACAACAACACAAUCAACAACAACAACAACAAAAAGAAAUGAGAUUAAUGAUAACAAUUUCGCAACAGGUUCCAAUAAUAUAAAGAUUAUAGAAGUCAAUGAAAGAAUAAUCGAAAAAUUUCAUACCAAAGAAACAAGCGUUAGUCAAAGUGUAAUAGUAUGGAUAACGGCUGCAAUUGUUAUCGGAACAAUAAUAAUAUUGAUAUCUGCAGCAUGCGUAGUUCAUCACAUUAGAAUGAGGUAUACUCAUAGAAGUCGAUCGGCUCGCUCAUUAGCGGAUCUUGAAAAUGAGCACGAGCUAAUUAAAAAAAAGACAGUCUUUGUAAAGUCUGAUUCAACUAAAGAUGAUGUUAACAAGAAAAACAUGGAAGAAGAAAAACACUUUAUUUCUAGAGACACAAAUUAAAAAACAUUCUGGUCGUCUUUUUAGUUAUGGAUAUUGUACAGAUAAAUUCGCAUUAUUAUCUUUAAAAAACUAGAUUUAUCUGCAAUCAAAAAUGAGCAAGAGGUAUCAUCAUCUUAAACUUGACUCAAAAGCUGACUGACUUGUUCAACUCAAAAGCUGAAGCAAUUUAAGGCAUCAACUUUACGCAAUAAAGUAAAUUUAGAAUCAAUUUUAUACAAAAACUAAAGCAGUUUAAAGCAUCAACAUGACACGUAAAAAAAUACCCCAGUAAAAACAAGACAUAGUUUGGACAUAAUUUAGAAGAUGUCUAAUAGUUUUUAUGCGGACUUAAAGACGUUUAAACACUGCAUGUUUACCUGGACUGAAAUCAUUUUUUUAUGCGGACCUUUUUAUGCAGUUGUUAAAACACUGCGUAUUUAACGGGGACUGAGAACAUUUAUUUAACAAUACAAAAUUAAAUUAUUUUUGAAAAUAUAUGUAAAUAAAUUAUAAUUAAAAUUUUGCUUGUAAUGUAUUUAUUAGCAUAGUAAAAAAAGUAACAAUAAAUAUUAUCGAAACAAAA